AUGGACCGACACUUGCAGAGUAUACCGAAAGACCUAGUGUUUACUGCACUCGAAGCGUUCUGGCGUAAAUUUCCUGAGCUGAGGGUCAUUCACCCGUCGUCAUUCAUGCAAGACUAUGGGUCAAAUUGUUCAAGGGAGAGCAAGGCACUGCUCGCGACAGUACUCGCGAUGACCAAGACGCAGAACCCAGACUCUGACCGACUGCGGACGCAGAUAUUGUAUCCUAGUGAACGGUAUGCCGUGUACGCCUCUGAAAUCCUUGCGGCCUGCAUACUGCAAUCGCCAGACGUCAAGGUUAUACAGGCCUUGCUCAUACUGACACUCUUUGAAUGGGGUACCCGGGACUUUCACAAGGCUUGGAUGCAUUGCGGAAUUGCGAUCCGCAUGAUGCAAUUGCUACACAGCUCUCGUGUCGCGCCCUUUCCGCUCGAAAUCCCGCAUCGCACCGAACCCAAUGACUUGACAAUGGCUAUUGAGACCCGGACAUUCUGGGCGUGUUUUGUCAUGGAUUGUAUGGUUAGCUCUGGGACCUACAAUCCGCGCGUGCUACCCAAGCAGGAAAUGGCCAAGCUCAACGUCCCUCGACCCCCAACAUCCACCGAGUUCGCGCUUGGUUCCGGCUCGGUAGUCCAAUCGGAGGACAACGACAGCAUCCUGACACCAGGAGGUAGCAAGACGUCCGUGUACCUUGAUCUCGAUAACAGCUUCGGGGUGAUGGCUGAUGGGUUCGACAUCUACUCUGACUGCAUGGCCUUUGUCUUCAACGAUGGACGAAGAGCACCAGGCAUGUGCCUGCCGGAGAACUGUCCGUGGGUGCCUACGUCGCCUGUCGCGAGUUGGAGACGACGGUUAUCAGAGUGGAGGGCGAAACAGCAUCAUCGACUACAUUACCCUGAGAACAGUGUCGUUGCUCAUGCCACAUUGGGAUACGGCGAGUCCUUCGUAUACCUGAAUCUACUCUAUUACCAAAGGGAAUACUUUCCCUUUCUUCCAGCACUCGAAGAUCCGCCCAAAGGUCCUAUCGACCCGCCUCUAUUGGAGGACGAAGCGCCUCCCGGCUACUGGGACGAAAGCGCCCGCGAGUUCUUUGGCGCCGCGCAGCAUCUAGGCAGCAUUCUCCAAGAAGCCUCAGACUGCGGAGUUGCAGUGAUGACACCAUUUGCUGGAUUUUGCGCAUUCUCUUCGUGCUUUGUCAACCUCUAUGGUUUCACCUUCCCGCGCAUCACCCUGGGCUACGCACCAAGGGCCGAGGAGCUGAUGAACACCGGGAUUGAAUAUUUGAAAAGCUUCAGUGAAGUCUGGGAUCUGGGCGACGGCUGGCUCAAAACAAUUCAAAGCGGAUCAUUGAUGUACAAAAGGGUGAUAUCUAAUAACCACAGAUACCGUGGUCUGUCGCGAUUCAACUUCAACGUCCUCCAUCAAUCCGUACACGAGUUUAGAGUCGUGGAUAGAUCGGCGCAGCACCUGGAAGAGAUCAACAACGCCGAGAGGAACUCGAUGGGCACAGCAGAAGGCGAUAACUCGAGCGACAAAGAACAGCAAAACCCUCCUGCGUUCAGCGCUCAGGCAUUGAUAGACCCGGACGGAAACAUUGAUGAUCAGGGAUUGUGGCCGAAUUGGUGGUCCAUGCUGGAGGAAGUGAAUGCUGCUGAGAUAUUCACGCUGACUUAG
Molecule: messenger RNA, 1671 nt
Organism: Colletotrichum siamense
Lineage: Eukaryota; Fungi; Ascomycota; Sordariomycetes; Glomerellales; Glomerellaceae
Product: putative transcriptional regulatory protein
Exons: 4
Coding region: 1-1671 (556 amino acids)
Biological process (GO): DNA-templated transcription
Cellular component (GO): nucleus
Molecular function (GO): DNA binding; zinc ion binding
Source: RefSeq, a predicted model, not a curated record